AGCAGGGUGCAUAGAAGAGUGACUAAUAUUGUUCAUUUUUGCGUUAUCAAACGUGAUUCUUAAAGCGCUCUUUUUGCAGUGGUUGUGAAAUACAUCGAACAUCUCGAAUUUUCAACAGACGAAUACCUCCUUUCAUCCUUUUUCACGAUAACACAGCCCUUUCCACAAUGCUGUCUCGCUUGGCGUGUGCUAGACCACAGGUUUCGUCGGCGCUGGUGAAAUCAGCGCUACAAACGGUUCCAAGACGUCAGCAGCAAGUAUUCCGACAAUACGCACGCGAUGUAAAGGGCGGAAGCAACACGGGAUGGACGGCUCGUGCGGAACGAACGUCACUGCGUGAGCGUUCCAUGGCCCCACCCGGUCCAAAUGCCUACGCGAUCGGAAAGGGUGCUGUGGCGGGCGGUGCGGCCCUUGGACUUGGAGCCUUAUGUUUUUAUGGCCUCGGGCUGGGCAGCGGAACAAGUACACUUGAAAAUUCGCAUCUGUGGCCGGAAUUCGUCAAGCAGCGUAUCCAAGAUACGUACCUAUAUUUCGGUGGAUCACUGGCUAUUUCAGCGGCCAGCGCCAUGGCCGUAUUUCGUUCGCCCAGACUGCUCAGUAUUGUGUCGAGAAAUGGAUGGAUGUCGAUUCUCGGCACGGUCGCGCUGAUGAUUGGUUCCGGCAUGGUAGCACAGUCCAUCCCGUACAGUCCAGGACUCGGGACGAAGCAGCUUGCAUGGGCGACGCAUUCGGCUAUCCUCGGUGCAGUGAUUGCACCGAUGUGCUUCGUCGGAGGUGCUAUUCUAACUCGCGCAGCCUGGUACACGGCGGGUAUUGUCGGUGGCCUGUCAACGGUGGCUGUAUGUGCACCAAGCGACAAAUUUCUCUACAUGGGAGGCCCACUAGCGAUCGGGUUGGGUGUGGUGUUUGCGUCUUCACUGGCUUCGAUGUGGCUCCCCCCAACAACGGCUCUCGGCGCUGGCAUUGCGUCGCUGUCUCUGUACGGAGGUCUGUUGCUUUUCAGUGGUUUUCUGCUAUACGACACGCAAAAGAUCGUGAAGCGGGCAGAAAUGCAUCCGCUUUACGCCGCUCGACCAUUCGAUCCAGUCAACUGUGCUAUUUCGAUCUACAUGGAUACGUUGAAUAUUUUCAUUCGAAUCGCAACAAUUCUCGCCGGUGGCGGCAGCCGUCGCAAGUAAAAUAUCCUUGAGUAGCUUGCAAUCGUUUUACCUAGUAGAUCUUACUUACCUAGUAGAUAUAUGCUUACUUUAUGUUUCUCCACAACCGUGAUAAUGAAUGUGGCAGCUAUUUGUACUGACCAUGAUGAUCAUUUAUGUAUGCUUUUUUGCAGGGAUCAAUAAGUAACAUGAGAGAAAUUUGAUGCAAUAACUGAAUCAAAAUAGAACUGAACCAAAAUCUAAUUCAAAUCAAUUCCUCAUUGUAACUAUGGAAAAAGAAACGCGUUGUUUAAUUUAUUUGGUUCUUUUUUAUUGUAACCAACAGUAUCUCCAAAUUAUAAUGUGUUGAAAUCGAUGAACACUAAAGGGCUAACAAAUUAUAUAGGAACGAUAGUAGUAGCAAUACACAAUGUAAAUAAACUGGAAAUGUUAAACUUAUUUUCUAUUCGCGCUCAUGAA
Anopheles nili is the source of this 1616-nucleotide messenger RNA. RefSeq names its product growth hormone-inducible transmembrane protein-like. The transcript has 4 exons. Gene Ontology annotation, cellular component: mitochondrial inner membrane. The record is from RefSeq and is a predicted model, not a curated record. NCBI's taxonomy places the organism in Eukaryota, Metazoa, Arthropoda, Insecta, Diptera, Culicidae. Bases 168 to 1178 code for a protein of 336 amino acids.